GGAAUCAGGAUUUUCACUCCAACAAAUACACAGAAAAAUUCCCAUAAAAAUUCUUGAUUUUACUGAGUUUGAUCUAUCUAUAUCUGUGCCUGUACAUCAAAAAAAUGAGUGCAGCAAGAAAAGCAUGGAUUGUGGCAGCAAGCAUUGGAGCAGUUGAGGCACUGAAAGAUCAAGGAGUUUGCAGAUGGAAUUAUCCUUUAAGAUUACUUCAUAAUCAAGCCAAGAAGAAUCUCAAAUCCUAUUAUCAGACUCAAAUUCUACCUCCAGCUGGAAAAUUUUCUUCUUCUGCUGCUACUGCUGUUGUUGGGAAGAUGAAGAGAAGCGAAAAAUCUAUGGAAAAAGUGAUGGAUUUGAGCUGUUGGGGUCCCAAUACUGUUAGAUUCUAAGAAUUAUUAGGUUCCAGU
Olea europaea var. sylvestris is the source of this 404-nucleotide messenger RNA. RefSeq lists its product as uncharacterized. Lineage: Eukaryota; Viridiplantae; Streptophyta; Magnoliopsida; Lamiales; Oleaceae. The record is from RefSeq and is a predicted model, not a curated record. The transcript has a single exon. Bases 105 to 386 code for a protein of 93 amino acids.